ACUGUAGUUGGUUGGUUCUUACAUUCUGAUCAGGUUUAAACUCUCGGUGGAAACUAGGUCACUGUCCAACUGCACACAUCAUGUUAUCUAUCCACUACGAGCGAGUCUCUCAGUUCUCUCGCUCGCGCUCAAAAGCUUUCGAAUGCGAGAAGAACGGAUGUAUUUCACUGUCGCGCUCAGUGACGCCGAACUGAGCCGAACACGGCGUGCUCGGACUUAAAUGUGCAUCACUGCCAUAGAAUAAGCAUUUCUAUGUUCUUUCAGAUUAAAAAUCCGCCUUAUAUAAUCCAUCAUCUUAUAUAAUAUAAUCCAUUAUCUUAUAUAAUCCAUUAUCUUAUAUAAUCUAUUAUCUUUUCUAAUUUUUCUUUUUCAUUCAAUCCCCAUAUUUUCGUCUCAUAUGUCAUGACACGUACUUUACACUAGAUAUCUAUAAAAUCUACCUGAAAUCAUUCCUGCAUAUCCUCUUAAACUCUAGACCUUCCUUUCCAGCUUACCUUUUCUGUAUAAUUCCUGUAUAUAUUCCUCUCUUUAUAGUUAUCCCUUCUAUUUAAAAUAAAACCUAAAUAUUUGAAUUCCUGCAAACAGCAAGCGCUCACUCAACUGUCCGUUGAACGCAGCCAUUGAUGUAUCCAGAUUUAAAAUAUGAUGAACGCAGCUAAUGAGGUGUAACACAGACGAGAGGCCUAACGCAAGAGGAAGAUGACAAAGGUGUAUGUAUUAUUAACAGGAUUUCUGUUUUAUAAAUUCAGAUUGAAAGAAAGAGAGAAGUUCAUUACCGAGAGACAGCAUCGCGUGCAGCAACGGUUACUACAAAAGGAACUGAGAACUCGAAAACUGGAGGAGCGAGAGUACAGAACGGCGCGAAGAUUGAAAUUGUUAAAGCUUCUUAGGCGGGAAGAACGAAGUCUAAUAAAUAUUAAACGUGAUGAGCAGACCGAACAGAGGCAAAAAUGCAAAAUUGUGGCGGAGAUCACUCGACAUAAAGUAAUCGAUAUAUUGGCGGAUUGGAAGGAAAAAGACAAGGCACGAAAAAAAGAGAGGGAGGAACGACUAAUGAAUAUCGCACAACAGAAGCAGAGAGACAUGGAAGAAAAGUACAUACAUUAUUAAAUAUAUUUAAUAAUGGAAAACAAAAUUUACCAUGCGAUAUUUUU
Molecule: messenger RNA, 1154 nt
Organism: Acromyrmex echinatior (Panamanian leafcutter ant)
Lineage: Eukaryota; Metazoa; Arthropoda; Insecta; Hymenoptera; Formicidae
Product: PERQ amino acid-rich with GYF domain-containing protein 2-like
Source: RefSeq, a predicted model, not a curated record